Molecule: messenger RNA, 7004 nt
Organism: Clarias gariepinus (North African catfish)
Lineage: Eukaryota; Metazoa; Chordata; Actinopteri; Siluriformes; Clariidae
Gene: wbp1
Product: WW domain binding protein 1
Exons: 4
Coding region: 122-952 (276 amino acids)
Source: RefSeq, a predicted model, not a curated record
UGCUUUGCGCACUUGUAGGUUUUGCUUUCAAAGGGCUUGUCUCGACUGGAGACAAAAUAUGUCGUUCGAUCUGUGUGUCGGUUAUUCUACUUAAUAAUUGUUUUUUAAAAAUAAUAUCUAUAUGGUUUCCGGAGAAUUCUUGGCGAAGAUGAGGCAGAAAACGCUGGGUUCUGUCGUGGGUUUGCUUUGCACUGGGACCUGUUUGGCGCAGGGCAAGGAGUUCUGUUUCGGGGUGAACAAUGAGAAGUACAGAUGUGAGAUGGGCUACUGUUGCGGCGAGACGGAGUGCUGCACGUACUACUACGAGCUGUGGUGGUUCUGGCUGGUCUGGACUCUUAUCAUCAUGCUGAGCUGCUUUUGUGCAUACAGACACCGGCGUGUUAAGAUGCGCUUGCAGCAGGAACAGAGGCAGAGAGAAAUUAGCCUCAUGGCCUAUCAGGGAGCCUCCAGCUCUUUCAUCCCUCCACCACCCCUCAACCUGCGCUUCUGGACAGACUGCAAACUCCCUGACUAUGAGGAAGUAGUAGGUCACCCUCCCACCCCUCCUCCACCAUACUCUGAAAAUCCUCCAGAAAACCCAACCUGCGCACAGCCGGCUGUCAGUAGCUCAGCGUCAGCCGUGGUGUUGGAGGCUGCUGAAAACGAGAACGCUGCUUGUGAACCACAGGAACAGAACCUCGCAGCAGCCGCGGCCGAAUCAGAAUGCACAGAUCACGAAGAGCGGGACAUCCCUCCGGAGGAGGAGCUGAACACCAGACGGAGACACGUGACUGGCGACUCGGGUAUCGAGAUGUGCGUGUGCCAGCUGGACACAGAUGAGUGCGCCGGGAUGGAGGAGGAUGAGGGCAGGAUGUGUCAGGUGCCCAGUGGAAGCUGCUGCUCGGAGAGGCAGGCUCUCAGACCCAAAGAGAUCUCUCCCUCACCAACAUCCAAUGGAGAUCAUGUCGUGUGACUGACAUGACGCAAAACCUUGCCUGAAGUUAAAGAGCCUUUGGCUUUGUUGUGGUUAGUUUUUUGGGUUUUUUUCCGGCAUGUUUUGCCAUUCAAAUAACAAUAUAUAUAAAAAAAAAAAAACAAGGCCUUUGCUCUUAUGUUAACAAAUAACAAUAACAAAUUUAGUUUUUUCUAGAGGGGAUUUUUUUUGUAUUUAGUGGGUUGAAGCGCUCUUGUUUUGCCAUAUGUUUCUGAGAAAAAAAAGUGAGAAGAAAGAUCGAGCCGUGCUUUGAAGCUUCUUAAUGUUUCAGUUAACCAAAUAUCUCACUCGUCUUCGUGGCCUGAAACGGGGACAUUCCCCUCUCCCCUCCUUCUGUGCGACAUUUCAGUUCAGCCAUGGCGUCACUUUCCUUGCACUGAGGCUGGAAAAAACUGCCUGCACACGUUGUUUUUCACAAGGCUCUGCUACAGAUAUUGCAGCAGUGGGCCUGACAUCAGCUAAGCUUCAUCCCUCAGGACAGAGCUACAUGCUGAGGAUCAGAUAACCGUAAGAACAUCUUUUGCAGGAGAGCACCAGAAAGACACGAUUACACACUGUGCUUUGCAUACAUGAUACAGCAUGUCCACAUUGGUUCUGAAAUUUGAAGAUGACACAGCGUCAUUUUCCCCCUUUUUUUAUAACUCUUCCAUAAGUUAAAUAAUAAUGAGAAUGCACAUGGUAUUGCUCGUCAUUCAGCAUUGAAGAUUUUGCCUUAUUGUGGAAAUGAGAUGAAAAUACGUAGGUCUCUUUAAUCAGGCUGCUUUCACACUAUGGGUUGUUUGCUCUUCUGUUACAAUGGGGCAGAGCAUUAGGCUUUUGACUCUAAAUUCUUUAAAAGUUAAAUUAAGUACUUUUGGAUUAUUUUUACUUAUUUUUACUUAACUUCUAAAAGUUACAAAACGACAUCCAGACUAAAUUUUCACCAGCAUUCUGUCUGUUUGGUUAUUGUUUUUCUUUUUUCCGUUCUCGCCUAUUUAACCUGCAGCCUAAACUUUCCUGUUUUGCUUUCAAAUCAGCGCUGCAAGUGAAAUCAUAAAAUACAAAACAUGCCCCGUCUAGUGUAAAAGCAGCCUAAAAUUAAAGUUCUCAAAUGAAAAUUUUGUCAAAUCAUUUCUUCCCAAGUUCGGGUCUGAAGCCAGCAUAUGUGAUGAAGAACAUGUUGACUGCUGCUCCUGUUUGUUUAGGAGUCAUACUGCCAUCUUCUUUUUUAGCUCCCUUGGACCAUAUGCCUGUAAAGUUAACAUCUGUUUAAAAAAACUACAAAAAAAGAACCAUUAGCAUCUGCCUUUUUGCAGAUUUAAAUAUAAUAAAAAAUAAAAAUCCAAGGGGUUUAAUAACAUCUAAUAACAAGGAUUUUUUUUAUCCUGAUAAGAAAUGGCAUAUGUUGUGUUUCCAGAAACUGUGGAAAAGUGGAUUGAUUAUUUUUCAAUACAUCAGCGUCAACCUUUUAACAUGGGCACGGAUUUUGUAAGUGCCACUUGAGAAGGGAUUCUCGCAUUUUUAUACCAUGUUUGUAAUGUAUAAAACAACUAAGUUGCUUUAAAGGAGUACUUCAGCUUAUUUUUCAUCUUUUUACCAAAUUUGUAGCGUGUGUGCGAUUAAAACAAACAACACCCGGGGGAGAGGAGGAAACCUGUUUAUACCAAACUUACUUUUAAUGGCGAGCUAAGGGUGGUUGUUGUGUUCCAUUAAUAAAAGUGUAAAAUUGUUAAUAAAUGUGCAUAUUUCCUUCAGCAAAAAGGCAAAAAAUAAUUUUAUGUACUUUUCAAGCUUAAUUUGCGAUCACAACGCAUUUUAGGUUUUGCGCAACAGUGUUGUUCAACAGAUGAGGGCAGGGUCCAGAGUCUCUCUCUGAACAAUUUAAAUGAAAGUUACUUAUGUCGUUGGAUCACACCUGAUUUUGCCAGAAUUUUUUUUUCUUCUGUUGCUUGAGACACACCUGGAAAUAUUUUUUGUUGUUGGCACCUAUGACGUUAUUUAUCAAUCGCUGUUUUGUGUAAGCAGAUUUUAAGUUUUGUAUAAACUGGUUUUGCGUUCUUUUCUCAGUAUAGGGGAAGCGGUUAAAAAUCUUUUCCACAGUAAUUUUAAUAGCACAGACACUGCAGAUGCAGAUGGCUACAUGAGUAUGUGUGAGAUGGAGAAAUUACAUGUCGCCCAUAUGAAAUGUGAUUCUGUUCUCUCCCAUAUUUCAGGAAAUACAGAUAGCUGUAUUCAUGUGUUUUGUUUUUUUUUGUUUUUUUUUGUUUAUGUAUUUUUUAUAAAUGCACCUCUGGGUCCGAGUACAUUCUUUCAGUUUUCUACGUAAAAGCUCUGGGCCUCAUUUAUCGAUCUUUUAGCGAGGUUGCUUUGUUUUCAUAAGCCAAACCGAACUAAAACCACUUACCAAAUUUGCGGGAGUUUAUUUAAGUGAUGCUGAGUUGAUAAACGCUGGUUGUAAAUUACUCUUCCAGUAACGCAGUUUAGCCAAUGUGGCGAUCCAGCUGCUUGCGCACUCUUCUAUAAAUGCUAUUUUGAACAACUUGCUAACUCAGUUUAUUCAUAUCCACUUUGAUAGCUAAGGCCUAACGAAGUAGUGUGAACCACUUGAUAUUUUAGCAGCCGCGCGUGUGCUUUUUUUUUUUUUUGUUUGUUUCUUUGCACUUUAGAAGACUCGCCAACAUCAGCGAUCCUGUGAAACACAUAAAAAACAAAAUGUUGGCGCGUGAAAAAAUCAGAGCAGGAUAAAGCUCAGCUCUUAGGCCUCCUUCGUCUUCAAUCCACUUUCAGCUUCCCUACUUGAGUGCACUGAUCGUCUGUUAUUAGCACUUGGUCGGAUAAGCCGAGCCGUUUGGGAGGCUCGGUUGCGUUAAAUCGUAUGAUUUUGCGUAGUUUUGUGUGUAUUCAUAACCUGCGAAGAUAAAGUCUACUACCGUGGUGCGGAAUCAAGUCGGAAUAACGAAACUGCUUUGCUAGGUGACUGUAAUGUUAGUCAGAAGCAUGCACGUAUGCCGGAGCAUUCGGCAGGUGAACUGGUGCUGCUGCUUCAUUGUUGUAAUGAAAAAAACUUGUGUCUUUCCGAUUUUAAUCUACUCAAGUUAUGUUUUUGGGUUGUUGUUUUUUUGUUUUUGUUUUUUUUAAUGUGGCUGCGCUUUAAAAUGCUUUUUGGAAGAUUCCACAUUAGGUUAAGAGCCUGAGAGGUGUAGAUAUUAGAUUGAAAAAGUUUUCCUUUCAUAUUUUAGUUAUAGUUAAGGUUUUCAGGAUUUCAAAGUGAAAACGUGAAGGUGCUUUAUGUGUGCUUUCAGGACUGUAGAUAUAUUUUCCAUUUUUCCAUGUUUGUGAGAUAUGACUGCUAAUUUUUGCCAGGUAGAAAAGAAUAUAAUUGCACAGCAUUCGUCGCCAUUGUUUUUGGCAGCAGCAGUAUGUACAUUUUUUUUUAUUAUUAUUUAAAAUAUUAGACAUUGAUUUAAUAAUCUAAAAGAUACAAAAUGUUGACAGGAUUGGUCUUUGCAACACAAUGGACUUUUUUAUUUAAAAGAAGUGUUUUAAUUAGCUAGCUUUGUAGGUAGCUUUGUAGGCUGGAUUCCUAUCCAACAUACAGUAUAUAGCUGUUCAAAUUAUGUCUCAUUAGGAGAACCUGCGCAGUACACGUCUGCGCACUAUCUAGCAAGAAUUCCUCUUCAGUUUGCACCAUUACUUCCAUUGCCUGUGUGUAUAGAUGGUGGAACCAUGUGAUUAAUGUUUGGAGAUUAAAUCAAAAGUUCACUGCUGUUUCUGAAGAACUAUUCAUAUGAUCUGGCAGUUGGGAAAAUCUUAAAAUUUUACAAAUAGAUCGACCUGCGUGUGUUAUUGAAGUCAGGGUUUUUUUUUUUUUUGUCUUAAAAUUCAAAAUCCAAUUUGAGAAUUAAAAACGUUUGACAACUUUUGCAACAAGCCAACUUGUCAGAAUUUAGAAAAAAAAAAGAUUGAGAAGUCCAAACUUGAAGAUAAGAAGUCAGUUGUUUAGCUUUUGAGAAAUAAAAAAAUUAAGAUAAGACAAAAUUGAGACAACUCGGACCUUUGAAAGAUAAACGUUAAUAUUUUAUACAAUUCUGAAUUUUGAAGUAAAAUUUUGGAACAAAUCAAAUAUUUGAGAUUAAUCACAAUCUUGAAAAUAAGGCAGAACUAAUUUUCUUUUAGGAAAGUCAUACUUUAAUAGAACAAUAAAAAAAUUUGAGCUUGUAAGACAAAGGUUUGACACAACUCUGCUGGCAAAAAUGACUGGAAAUAUUUUGUACUAGAUUUUUUUUUCCUACUUGGCGGAAUUGGGCUUCCAUAAUGGAAUGACCGUGAUAGUUUGAGAAAAGUUUGCUGAUGCAUGUGGUUGUGUAGAUGCAAAGUUGCAUGUCUCCUUCUUCUGAGUAGCAGUAGGAUCUGAAUGAGGUUCUUAGAGAAUGAAGCAUUAAGCUUCCUCAUAUAACCUGUGGCAACUUAUGUCGAAACAGUAAGGUGUUUUUUUGUUUUGUUUUUUCCAAUAAAAAGGCAUUAGUAGGUCAUUUAGUUUUUGAUAGGUUUUAAGGAAACGAUUGUACAAUUCAAGGCCACUGUUUGCAAUGGGCGGUUGUUAAAUGGCCGCCAUGUUUCUGCCUGUGCGUGUGUGUAUAUGUAAUUAGAGAUGUGCAAUGAUGUCUUGGUUUCUCUCUCUCUGUGUACGUGUGGGAAUAUGUGUGAAUCUAUCUGGAGAUGUGUGUAAUACAGUAGGGAGAAUUGCGUAGCAUUACUGCGUCUCUCUCUCUUUCUUUCUCUCCUUGGUCGCGGUUCACCAAACAGGUUAAACGUGGCAACGGAAACCGUAGUGACGGAUCUGCAAGUGUUUUGACCAUAGGUUUAGAGCACUGAUUCUCAAAAUGCAGUCUUUCUUUUUUUUUUUUUUUCUAUUCUGUUUCUUCUUAUUAUUGUUGUUGUUGUUAUUAUUACUGAAAAAGCAUCGUCAGAAUUCCGUUGGAAGGAUUUCAGAAACAAGUAAUGGCACCUUGCAUUCUGUUGGCUGUUCGUUCAGGAACAGAAAGCAUUGUGGCCCUGACAAUAAACAAAACAAUAUUGUGUUGGAACCUGUUCAGGGAUCUGUGGACUUCAAGAAGUCCCUAAGUACAUAACCAACCCUACUAACCCUAACCUUGUAGGUUUAGAGGGAAAGUCUCGCAGCAUUUCAGGGAAGUUUGGCUUCUGGUUCUCUCUCAGCGUAUCUCUCCCAAGAAUUUAACUCUGAUAGGACUCCUUUUCAGUUUCCAUAACACAUCCGACGGGGAUGUUUACACUCAUCGUGCCUUGUUCUUCACAAUGAAGCUUUCCCGAGAAAAAAUUCCCACCUCUCUCUCUCUCUCGCCUUUAUCUUUUGUUAGUGUGUCUUCAUACCUCUGUACUGUAUCUAACUAUAGGCUAUGCACCGCAAAUAAGAAAGGUAAAAGCUCCCCAUUGGUCGUCUAUACAAGCAAUACUUUUCUCAGUUCACAUUGCACUGCAUCCAGGUAGACUUCGAAAUGAGACUUUGCUACUUCUUUUUUAGUUUUUCAUGACCGCUUUCGUACAUUUAUGUGUCUUUCAUUUUUUCAGAACGGGAGGAAAGUAGGGAAAAGAAACAGUAACAGAGCCACAUCCUGAUGCAAGCCUGUUCGAGGGCUUGUAUGAUUUUGAAGGGUCUGUUUUUGUAAAGCCAUUUUUGCUUGAUACUCUCAUCACUAGUAGGAUGGAAUUUCUGUCACACAUCCACUGACUAUUUUAGCUUCAUAAUCCAUAAUAUCAUUAAGUUCUGAUAAAAAUAAUAAAAGUACACAUUUACUUUCUUUGUUACAUAUUUGUUACUUGGAAGAAGAGCACAGAACUGUUCAUUUUCUUUGUUGCUGUCACUUAGAUCAAGCCAAAAAGAAAAAAAAAGGAUGGUGAAAUGGGGGGGUAAAAAAAAAAAGAAAAUCAUGAAAUCACUAAAGUGUGUGGAAAAAUUCUAACGCUUGGGGUUAAUAAGAAGUCGGCUGUGUACUCUUUGUAUUUUAUUUUUGUAAUAAAAUCAUACAGCACA